UCCUACCAGCUGCUCUUCGGUACCCCAGGCACCACCUAACUCAGGGAUAGCAUGGGACCCCACCCUGUGUAUCCCCCACUCCCAUCCUUCCUACUCCUCCUCUCCAUCCUCCUCCUCCUGCUCCACCCGGCCACCUCUUCCUUCCACUCCAAGCCUCAGGUGGUGGAGCGGGCAUCUUUAUCAGGCACCCCAUCUUCCCCAUCUGGUAACACCACAGGGGGCAAGCGGACGUGCACGGACAAGGUGAUGUGUAGACCUGGCAUUGUGCUGCCUGUGUGGCUACCACUCAGCCCUCCACUGGCAGAGCAGACGGGGAGGGCGAUAGUCUACUUUGCCUGCCUCAUGUACAUGUUCCUGGGUGUGUCCAUCAUCGCCGACCGCUUCAUGGCCUCCAUUGAGGUCAUCACCUCCCAGGAGAAAGAGGUGACUAUCACCAAACCCAACGGGGAGACGUCAGUGACCACUGUGCGGAUCUGGAACGAGACUGUGUCUAACCUCACGCUCAUGGCCCUGGGCUCCUCUGCACCAGAGAUCCUUCUCUCUGUCAUCGAGGUGUGUGGUCACAACUUUGACGCGGGUGAGCUUGGACCGGGCACCAUAGUGGGCAGCGCUGCCUUCAACAUGUUUGUGAUCAUCGGAGUGUGUGUGUGGGUCAUCCCCGACGGGGAGUCGCGAAAGAUCAAACAUCUGCGAGUGUUCUUCAUCACAGCCUUCUGGAGCAUCUUUGCUUACAUCUGGCUCUACCUCAUCCUGGCUGUUAUCUCCCCGGGAGUAGUGGAGGUGUGGGAGGCUCUGGUCACUCUGCUCUACUUCCCAGUGUGUGUGAUCUUGGCUUGGAUCGCCGACCGCCGCCUGCUCUUCUACAAGUACAUGCACAAGCGUUACCGUGCCGACAAGCGGCAUGGCAUCGUUGUGGAAACGGAAGGUGACCUGGCGCCCAAGGGGAUCGAUGUAAUCAUGGACGCUAAGUUCUCAGAUAGCAAUUCCACGGCUGGAAACUCCUCCAGUGUCUGCACAGUCUCUGUUCAGACAGGCAAGGAGCUGGACCAGAACAGAGAUGAGGUGGUACGCAUCCUGAAGGACCUGAAGCAGAAGCACCCGGACAAAGACCUGGAGCAGCUUAUCGAGAUGGCCAACUACUCAGCUCUGGUGCAGCAGAGGAAGAGCCGCGCCUUUUACCGCAUCCAAGCCACACGCAUGAUGAUCGGUGCCGGCAACGUGCUCAAGAAGCAUGCCGCCGAGCACACGCGACGCAAAGCCGCCGCUACGGAGGGCGGAGCCCUGGAGAAAGACGACAGGGCCACGUGCACCCACCUGUCCUUUGAGCGUGCCCAAUACCAGUGCACGGAGAACUGUGGUACCCUGAGCCUAGCAGUGAUCUGUGAGGGUGGCAUGGGGCAGCACACCUUCUAUGUGGACUACCACACGGAGAAUGGCUCGGCAAAUGCCGGGGCGGACUAUGAGUUUAGCGAGGGGACGCUGGUGUUCAAACCAGGGGAGAGUCGGAAGGAGAUUAAGGUGGGCAUCUUGGACGACGACGUCUUCGAGGAAGACGAGCACUUUUUUGUGCGGCUGCAGAAUCUCCGUCUGGAUGAGGGCGGCAACAAGGUUUCACUGGGAACGCCGCCCAAGGGCCGGCUGGUGGAGCCGUUAGUUGCCAUGGUUACCAUCCUGGACGACGACCACGCCGGCAUCUUCACGUUCGGCGAGCGCGUGCUGCGAGUGAGCGAGAGUUCGGGUACGAUGGUGGUGACGGUGGUGCGGAACUCUGGCUCGCGGGGCACCGUGAUGUUGCCCUACCGCACUGAGGACGGCAGCGCCCGUGCCGGCGUGGACUACGAGGAGACCAAGGGCGAGCUUGAGUUCUCCAAUGAACAGACCAGUCAGACUCUACAGGUACGCAUUGUAAAUGUGGAGGAAUAUGAGAAGCAGGAAAACUUCUUCAUUGUGCUGGAUGAGCCCAAAUGGCUAAAGCGAGGAAUCUCAGCUCUGCUGCUCAACCAGGGGAACCCUACUCCAGAAGAGGAGGACGCCAGACGUAUCUCAGAGAUGGGGAAGCCCAUUCUAGGGGAGCACAGCAGGCUAGAGGUCAUCAUAGAGGAGUCCUACGAGUUUAAGAUCCGACAGGGAAUGACUCCAAAUGGGAUACUAGACCCGAGCACCGUGGACAAACUCUUGAAGGACACCAAUCUGGCUGUGGUGAUUGGAACUCAUUCCUGGAGAGAACAGUUCAUUGAGGCGGUCACAGUCAGUUCAGGAGGUGACGAGGAAGAGGGAGUGGAGCGGCGAAUUCCCAACUGCUUCGACUACUUCAUGCACAUUGUGACAGUUUUCUGGAAGAUUCUGUUUGCCUGUGUGCCACCUACCGAGUACUGGAAUGGCUGGGCCUGCUUUGUGGUGUCCAUCAUUGUCAUUGGCUUACUAACCACCGUCAUCGGGGACCUGGCCUCCCACUUCGGCUGCACCGUGGGCCUCAAAGACAGUGUCACUGCUGUGGUGUUUGUGGCUCUGGGCACCUCCAUCCCUGACACCUUUGCCAGUAAAGUCGCUGCCACCCAGGACCAGUAUGCCGACGCGUCAGUGGGGAACGUGACGGGUAGCAAUGCGGUCAACGUUUUCUUGGGCAUCGGGGUGGCGUGGUCCAUCGCUGCCAUCUACUGGGAGACCAAAGGUCAAACUUUCCGCGUGGACCCUGGCUCACUGGCCUUCUCGGUCACGCUCUUCACCAUCUUCGCCUUCAUCAACAUGGGGGUGCUGAUGCUCCGCCGCCGGCCGUCUGUAGGGGGUGAGCUGGGGGGACCCAAGGUCACCAAGGUGCUCACCACCCUAUUCUUCUUUGGCCUCUGGUUCAUCUACAUCCUCUUUUCCAGCCUGGAGGCCUACUGCCAUGUAAAGGGCUUCUGAGGGAGCACAGGGCUAGAUAGGUAGAUGGGUAGAUUGAGAAACUCACAUAUGCACACAGACACACACACAUGCGCAUACAUGCUGGCACGCACACACGCACACGCACACACACACACACACACGCACAUCAUGAUCAUUGCCACUGCAACCACACACACACACACACACACACAUCAUCAUCAUUGCCACUGCAACGACACAUCUUCGACAUCUAGCAGAAGAUCCACUACCAGGAGUAAUGAUGCAAAUGUCUAUUUUCUGUACUCAAUGCCCACUGCUCACAGAGAGAAUGUCAGACACUCUCUCUUCUCUCUCUCACACACAACACACACACACACACACACACACACACACACACACA
Salvelinus sp. IW2-2015 is the source of this 3265-nucleotide messenger RNA. RefSeq names its product solute carrier family 8 member 2a (gene slc8a2a). Gene Ontology annotation, biological process: calcium ion import across plasma membrane; cell communication; sodium ion transmembrane transport. Gene Ontology annotation, cellular component: postsynapse; sarcolemma; axon. Gene Ontology annotation, molecular function: calcium:sodium antiporter activity. The record is from RefSeq and is a predicted model, not a curated record. NCBI's taxonomy places the organism in Eukaryota, Metazoa, Chordata, Actinopteri, Salmoniformes, Salmonidae.